Alosa alosa (allis shad) is the source of this 2802-nucleotide messenger RNA. It is a transcript of the gene c7h19orf67, whose product is annotated as chromosome 7 C19orf67 homolog. Lineage: Eukaryota; Metazoa; Chordata; Actinopteri; Clupeiformes; Clupeidae. The record is from RefSeq and is a predicted model, not a curated record. The transcript has 8 exons. The coding region runs from base 899 to 1933 and encodes 344 amino acids.
UUGAUUAGACUAUUUACCCAGAGCAAUUUAACACCCCCGGCCCUCAGACCUACUUAGACAGACAGGACUGUCACACACAAAUACGCACACAGACAGACACACACACACACAGCCACAACAUGUGAAAACAAUGAAAAUCACAAUCCCAACUCCCAAGGUGUGUGCGUUGAAGAUGUAGGCCAAUAGUUACAUGACAGUUAUAACGGAUUCUCCCAAAAGAGCCCAGCUUAGAAAUAAAGUGUGACAGCAAGUCACACAGCCAUGUGUGUGUCAGUGUGUAACUCGGUGUGUGGUGUAAGUCACGUAGGCCUGUAUGAUAUAAGCAUAAAACAUCCCUGUAUGAUCAUCAAACAACUCAAUCAAGAAGAGUUUGCAUAAUUUAAGGUCAUUCUUUGAAGCAGCAUAUACAGAAACUAACACAUACAGUUAUAAUAGGCUCCCCUGUCAUACUACGAGUUUAACUUCUCUGUACCUUUGAUGACACCACUAUGCAGCGCUUGACCCACUAUGAACCUGCGCAAAGUUGAGAUUCAGUGACUUCUUGGAUCUCGAACAUAUCAUCAUGACAUACAGUUGGUUAAUUGACAGCAGGAAAAUUGUGCAGUUGAGGAUUAAGUAUGGCCUAUAUUUAAAUGAAGAAAAUCCCAUAAAUUUACUAGGCGACUGCGUACUAAUGCCGAUCGUGUACAAAUCAGAGGGCUAUACUCCGGUGAAGACAGACAGCUAACUAUCUGACAACAUUUUGUAAUUCCCGCUGGCAAGUUUAGCAGAACUGCGAUGUUGCUAGCUGGCUAGCAGCUGCUGCAUGUGACACAAGUGAACCUGACGUUAUUGACCCAGUGUAAGUGGAUUUGAUACAAAAGGGGGUUUUUGGGCGCGAUUUUACUAGUAUUACGAAAUGUCUGAUGACAAUGCAACACAAGAUCUCCCGGAUCAGCCUACUGCUGAAGAGGUCAGUCUUGAGGCAACAGAGGACAGAGAUGAUGGCGAUCUGGACUUAACGCAGUCCACUGAAUCAGAUCACGUUGCGUUGGCGCACUCUGUCGGCGAGCAGCGGUGCUGCACGGAGUCGGCCGAGUGCCACUCCGUCUCUCCGCCACAAGACGUGCACGUUAUGGACGAGAAACUGCGUCCCAUCCAGGCUCAUCUGGAGUACCUGUUGAACAAGGCCGACGAGUACCAGGCCCAUCUCAUACAGAGGCGUGAUCGUCUCCAGAUUGAGGCUUUGUGUCGAGUGGUUCCCACCUUUCUGAAGAGCUGCCAUCCGUUCUUCAGCUACCUGGAGCACACAGCCAGGAGCUGCCUGCCUCACAGAGCCCUGCUACCAGGUUACAUACGCACACAGUUGCUGCAUUUCUCUCAACAGCUGUGCAGUCGUCUGGAGGAACUGAUUCUGACGUACGCAUCAUACAACUUCCUGACUCUGGAAGAGACCAAUCCCCUCAGCAUCUCUCACUUCUUCAUCGGUCACUGUCAGGUGAACCACAUCAAGCUGUCCAUCUUCCGCUACUGUCGCCCGCCCGCCCAGCAACUGCCCAUAGCGGGGAUAGAGGUCCAGGACGGAGGAGGAGGAGCAGGAGGGAGAGAGAGGAAGAACAACAGCACAGAGUACUACUUCCUGUGCUAUGAGGAGGUAAGGAGAGAGGAGGACGGGUCAGGAGAGGAGGAGGAGAGUCUGAGCGAGGGAGAGAGAGGAGAGGAGGAGGAGGAGGGAGAGCGAAGGGAGAGAAGGUCGGAGGUCAAGAUGUGGUCUAUUGGGCAGUGGGUCCAGACGUACCCCAACCCAGAGACCGACGACAUCUACGAGUGGAUCCCGUGCGGCAUUCCUCGAGCGCACUACCAGCAGCUGUUCCACCUGGGGCUCACUGAGCCGUCCGUCUGCAGCGCCACCGACUGCCUGCUGGGGGCGCUGCUGUCUUACGACAGCCAAUAAGAACACAGCGCCACUGCACACACACCCAAUGGGAACACAGCAUGACAACUAGAACAGCCAAUCAGCACAGCGUCAUGGCGACAACCACCAAUGGCUAAUAAGACUCAUAUGGCUAUAAUGGCUGUUGUUAAUGGUGUGUUAAGGAUGUGGUUAGGCAUGUUAAAGAUAUGUUUAAAUGUGUUAAGGAUGUGUAUGGGCAUGCCAAAGUAUGUUUAGGUAUGUUAAGGAUGUGUUUAUGGUCCAGGGGACACACACUCUGUUCUUGAGUGCCGUGGGGGGGGCUCAGUUCACACAGGGAAGUAGGCCAGAGUGAGCAGACCGCCCCAGGGAACCUGCUGCUGGGAUUGGAGCAGAAUCCUGCAGGGAGUUCUGAUUCCACAGUUCCAUUGUUCAGUCUCAGGGAAAUCUAGAACAGUGGAGUUAUUAGGUGUUCAGUGACCCAAGAGGGCCACACAUGAGCUAGUUUCUUGUUCACACUUUAUGCUCAUAAGCUGCUCUCGUUUCAUUGUUGUGCUUUGCACGUGUUGUUGGUAAUGUUUAGAGAGGCGUACACAGUCUGUAUGAAUCAAACAGGUUCUUUUUUACUGCACCAUGCCGUAGUAUUCCUUAGAUAUUUUAAUAUAUGUAUAUACACACACAUACAUACAUAUACACUUCUCAGUGGGACCAGUCCAUUGAUUGAUGAAUGAUUUGAAGUUGUGUGUCCAUGUCAAAGUGCUGGUUUCAUUGUAAUCGUGUGUGUGUGUGUGUUCCAUUGAUUAAUGGAUGUAGUGGAGUUCACAUUAAAGCACUGGUUUCAUGGUGAUCUUUGGGUUGUGCACGGGUUCACUACUACAACUGAAUAAAUGGGUUUCCCCUCAGAAGUGCUG